Messenger RNA from Pygocentrus nattereri (red-bellied piranha), 2159 nucleotides. It is a transcript of the gene cfap45, whose product is annotated as cilia and flagella associated protein 45. Lineage: Eukaryota; Metazoa; Chordata; Actinopteri; Characiformes; Serrasalmidae. The transcript is spliced from 12 exons. The record is from RefSeq and is a predicted model, not a curated record. Bases 297 to 2039 code for a protein of 580 amino acids.
GAGUAAAAGAACAAUGCAAUGGUGACUGAAGACUGAAGUUUUACUUGGCAUAACACCAUUUUGCAUUGUCCAGGUGCACCUGUCUUCCCUUUCAAAUUCAUGGAUUCGCAUGUUUGACCAUCAUAUGCUGGUGCUGACAGCAGUGGAUUUCCUAGACAAAAGGAAAUGUGCUCUACAGGUUCUCUUCUUUGGCACUGAGACAGAGAAUUGUCUACAGGCUCCCUGUUGAUGCUGAGGCUCCCUGUUUUUUAGCUGAGGCUAAAAAAGUUUUUUUUUGUACUUUAUUCGGACAAUUCAUGGAACUACUAUGUCCGAUGGAUAUUGACACUACAAGAGAUUGGAUAGAUCCUGCGUUCCUCCCAAACCAAGUAAUGUGGAGAACCCUCCAGCCUGUGCCUCGCAGCGCGACGUCAUCAUCCGCGCGACUCUCCUGUGGCGGGAGCAGCAGUAGCAGCGGCGCUCGCUCUCGCCGCUAUCGGACGCGCGCGCUGACGUCUCAGGUGGACGAGAGCCUAUUUGGAGCACCCAAACAGUCUGCAUGUGAGCUUAAAGAUGAGGCUAAAGGAUCCAGAGCUCUGUCCCACUCUGCUCCGGCUUCCAAAUCACAGAAAACAGAGACUGUCCGCAUCAUCACCAAGGACCUUAUCAGGGACCUCAGAAUUCGGAACAGAGACCCGUCUGGCCAGUCCAUCAUCAUCUGCACAGAAGAAAUUGGACGCAUCACAGCUGAGUCUCAUGCCCCCGCCAAAGAAGAAAGAGAAGCAUCGCUGGAGAGCCAGCGCAGAUUUCGGGAGGAGGCUGUGAAUGCUGCAGAGGAAAGGAAAACGCUCAUGCACCAGGCCGAUUUGUCCCGUCAAAAGAACCAAGGUCUUAGCGACCUGGAGGCUGAAGCUAGACAGCGUGCUCAGUACCUGCUUGAAAGGGCUAAUGCCCUAAGAAUGGAGCAAGAGGACGAGGUCAAGAAGCUCAACGAGUUGAUCCUGGGGGCUCAAUGCCAUGCAGUACGUGAAGCUCAGAUCCUGGAGAGGAAGCAGGUUCUAAAAGAGCUACAGGAGGAGGAGAGGAGGCUGGAUGCCAUGAUGGAAGUGGACCGUCGCCGGGCCCUGGAGCUUCAGGAACAGAUUGAUCAGCUGUGUAAACAACAGAGGAUUCAAGGAAAGAUGUGCAUCCUUAAACAAAUUGAGGAGCGACUGGAGGAGCGCAUGCUAGAUGACGAAGUGAAAGAACAGGAGGGGCAGCAAAUGCUGGAGAGCCUGGAGAGGAUGCAGAUGGAAGAGCUGGAGGCCAUGGAGAGAAAGAAAGCAGAGCAGAGAAGGCUCCUGCUAGAGAUUCAGAAGAUCAACGAGGAGAAUCUACUUGCAAAGGAACACAAGAAAGAAGAGGAGAGACUAGCAGACCUUCGUGCUCUGGAGUAUACAAGCAAGAAACUGGAGCGAGAAGCGGAGUACGAGGCCGAGCAGAAACUAAUAAAAAGAGAGAAGGAGAAAGAAGUUGCACGACUGAGGGCUCUGCAGGAAAGAGACAGAGACCAUAAAGCUGAACAGGAUGAGCUCCGAGCCCGUAGGAACCAGGAGGCUGCAGAGAGGGAAUGGAGACGGAAGGAGAAAGAGCAGGCCAGGAAGAAGCUGGAGGAGGAGGAUAGGCUGAAGGCUGCUCGUCUAGAGCAGGUCACCCACAAGGAACACAUGCUGUCCAUUGAAGCGGGCCGAGAGAGGGCAGAAUUUGAGAGAGUCCUGAGGACACAGCAAGAGCUGAUUGCACGAGAGAAGGAGAAGGAGGAGGGUCACCGGCAGCAGGUCCUCCGCCAUGCUGAGGGCGUACGACAGCAGAUCCGCGAGCGUGAGAUGCUGGCCAUCGCCCGCCGCAGAGAGAUAUUCCGCGAGGGGGAAAAACUGGACGAGGAGUCACGGAGCCGCAGAGUUCGACUGGAUGAGAUCAAGGACAAGAAACUGAAGGAGCUAAGGGCGGCCGGACUUCCAGAAAAAUACUGCAAUGAAGUGGAGCGGAAAAUUCAAGCCCUGCCCACCGUUGUGCGUUGAACAAGGCAGUGAAAUGAAGAUUUUAUCCAUAUUAUUCUUCCCAUGUCUAAACCAAAGACGUAACCAUACUCUAAACUGUCUUCUAUCACUUAAUAUGAGUAAAUAAAACUUUGGAAACAA